AAGCAGCAGUACGGCACUUGGGAGGUAAUGUCAAACCACUGCAGCUUUGGUGGGAUGAGAAAGCCUUCAUCAGCAUCACCUGCAGGAGGAGAGGGCAGGCUGAGGCUCUGCUUGUAAACCAGAAGUGUGAACAGAAAGAUUUGAAGGAAGACAUGGCCAAGCCCAAAAAGAAAAAGGGUUCCUCCUCUCACUGCCUUGAGCCACAGCCCCCUCGGCUAGGAUGGGGCAUGGUCUUCCUCCACUCAAGACCCACGGACAAGGCUGGGUGUGCCUCAGUCUCCAGAGUACCACCUGUCUUCCACUUCAGCCCACGGCACUGCGAGAGACUCAAGACCCAGUAUUUGAAAAGGGCAGCGGCCAACCUUUCCUUCUCUCAAGAUGUGGGGUGGCAGCGGGGACUGCCCAGCAUGCCUUUCAGUCAGUAUGAUUUUAAGCACAUCUACAACACGGAAAACAUCCUGCCACCUCCGCAGACCAGGACGACCGACACUAAGAAACCUGAGUGCACUGAGGCUCUGUAUGCUUUAACCCUCUUGCCAGAAACCAUCACUCACUUUACAAAGACACAUACCUCAAACUUCUUGCCGGAAGACUUCACUUACUUGGCAAAGUGUUCUAAGGGUUCUAAAAAGCCGAAUAAACCAAAGCCCAGAGACACAGAGCAGAAAGCAUUUCCUGGACAAAGCCGCCAUCACAACUUAAAGCCAGAAACCCUGGAGCUGUCAGCCUCUCCGGAUGAGAGUCUGGAAGAAAGGGAAACCUGGCUUCCACCUGGGGAGAAGGAGGCGCGAGGCUGGGAAGCCAUUGUUCUGGAGAAACUGGACAAGCGCACCUCUCGAUGGAUCCAGAGCAAGCGGCCACCGAGGCCCGGACAGUCGCCCAACAAGUGGCAGUCCUUUCUCCGCCAGCAGUACGACUGGAGCCACAUUAGGGAUGAGCUCACUUCAUCCAGUGACUUGGAGCUCCUCAAAAUGCUGGAGGCGGAAGAAACAGCCGAGUUUAUGGGGGAAAGUAUCCCGAAGCCACCAAAGGAAACAAAGAAGCCAGAGCUUCUGCUUCCUGUCUACUUCAGGUUACCUGGUUACUCCCCACAAGUACACACAGCUGAAGCCAUGUCCGGCAACAACAUGACAGCCGAGGUUAUCCAAGCAGAGAUAAGCAACAUGCGGCAUAUGACUAAGAGCCGAUUCCGGCAGGUGAACCGCAAAGCCGGGGAGUACGCUUAUGCUACAGACAACACCUUUGAGCAGGAGAUGUACUUUGACGGAGUGAGGAUUGUUCACCAGAUUGGCGGGAGGAAAGACCAGAUUGUCCUGGAAAACCUCAAUCGGUAUGACAAGCACCUAACCAAGGUCUUCCCGGAAACCCCAGAGAAGUGGAGCUUCCAGCCCAUUCCUGAAAUGCCUUACAAACUCAGGAAAGGAGUCCAGCGUUGGACUGCAUUGCCAACUGAGGCCAGCCUGCUGCAGGUAGGUAAGGAGGCCACGUCUGCCAAGACAAGGAGACAAAAGAAGCAGGUCCAACCCGUGGAGGAGGAUGUGCCGUGGGAGCUGGCCAUCCUGCGGAGGAUGCUGCAGGAGUGGAAGACUUCCUGGGGACUGAUUAUUGAAUGGUAUCACGAGACAGUGGAGAACCUACUACGGGGCAUACAAAGCAUGUACGAUGACAUUAGGGUCCAGGCCAUCAUCACGUGUGCUACCGCAGCUUUAGAAAGGCCCCGGAUUGCCACCACACCGGAGAACUCAGAGCCAAUCAUUGUGGAUUUGCCAGAGGUCCUCCUGCCUGUUCUAGAGGAUGCUCUUUCUCACAGAAAUCCCAACGUGAGGAUGGCGGCCGCAGUAUGCCAGUAUUGCAUACAAUCGCAUAAUCCCACUGCCCGAGACAUCAUGCAGACAGCCCUCAUAAAGGGUAACAGUGUGGACAGCUGGGCCGCAGCUCAGUGCUUGGCUCUGGAAGGCAUUGCCACCUACCCGGUGAUCAAGAGGAUCCUCCACCAGCUUUUCCACAAGAACAACCAGGCCACUGAGGAGCAGGCGUGUAUACUCCUCAACCACCUCCGGGUAAAUAAGACCCUGAUCCACACGAUGCUUGCUGUGGAGCUGAACAGCAGGCAAUGGAAGGACCGCAUCGUGGCCUGCCGUGCUUUCUCUCAGAUCACUGGAAAAGUCUGCAUAGAUAUGAAACAGAAAAUAAUCCAGCUGAUGUGGAAUGACUGGAACAAGGAAGUAAGGCAAUCGGCUGCCAAAGCCCUGGGGCGAAUGAACCUUGGCAAAGAGAUUCAUGACAUGAUCAGAGUUAAGCUGUGCCAAGGAAAUUCCCAGGAGCGGAUUAAGGCCCUCUCGCUGAUCCGUGUGCUCAAACUCAUGACAGCCAAGCUUCUUCCAAGCUUCCUGACCUGCUUCUCUGAUGAGUUCACAGGAAUUCGACAGGCAGCUUGUUUGGCGGCAGGUGCCUUGCAGAUCCGUGACCGGAUGGUGCUCGAACGCCUCAUGAAUCUGAUGCACACAGAUCCUUACUGGAAAAUUAAGGCCUUUGCCAUUCGAGCUUUGGGACAGAUUGGACUAGUGAGUCCCCAGCUGACCAAUAAGCUGCUCUGGGCUAUCCACUAUGAAGACUCACCAGGCGUGCGGCUGGAAGCCUGCCGGAGCAUCCUAGCCCUCAAGCUUCACGGCGCCCAGGUCAGGGACACCUUCCUGGAUGUGCUGCUUCUGGAGAAGCACGAGGCUGUUCUUAAGGAAAUUCACCAGACAAUGAAAGCACUCAACUUAGAAAAAGAAGGAAGUCAAGAAAUGAUUCAGGAGAUCAAGAAAAAGAUCCAAACACUAAACCAAAAGGACAUACUGACGGAGAAAAUACUGAAGAUGGAACUGGCCGUAAAAAAACUGAAAGAAACAGCUAAAUGGGUUUACUCAGAACCCAAAGCGGACCAAAAACCGCUGGAAUUCUACAGUUUUCUUCAGAAAUUCAAACCUUCUGAGAGUAAAAAGGUUCUUCUCCAGCCUGAAGUCUGCGACACUGAAAAAAUCCUAAAGAGUGUGAUGCCCAAGGUGCCAAAUCCCUGGCUCCAGAGUCCCGUCGUAGGAAUCCCCGUACAGAAAAACCGCUCACCGUAUUUCAGGGAUCUACGGACUGCCCGGGAAAAAAGGAUCGAAAGAGGACCCUUUGGAGAUGACCCGGUUUUAGAGCCGAGCAAAUUCUUCAAAGAAGAUUUUCUUUCCACAUCAAGUCUUCUUUCCUUUCGGAGAAUACAGCUCCUGUCUAGGCUGGAUGGCUCCUCUUCUUCUCCUUGACACCCGCAGCAGCAGACAGGGCACAUCGUGUCUCUUCCAUUGAUACUGAACAAUGUUCUCACUGUGUUUACAAAGAUAAACUACUUAUCAAUCAA
Mus musculus (house mouse) is the source of this 3385-nucleotide messenger RNA. It is a transcript of the gene Heatr4, whose product is annotated as HEAT repeat containing 4. Lineage: Eukaryota; Metazoa; Chordata; Mammalia; Rodentia; Muridae. The transcript has 17 exons. The coding region runs from base 153 to 3290 and encodes 1045 amino acids. The record is from RefSeq and is marked validated.